AUGAUGCGCUUUUCAGAAAAUGCGAUUUCGUCCGUUAUCAAAUCUUCAAGAGGAGCACAUAUUGAAUGCAACCGCAAGGUUCAAAGAAGCUUUGGGUCAAGCGUAAUAUUUUUCGGAAAACAAAAUAUUGCACUUCGUGGUCAUAUGGAAUCCAGUACGGAUAAUAACAAAUAUCGAGGAAAUUUUCUUGCACUUCUUGACUUCUGUGUAGAAGGAGGAGAUGACAUUAUCGCGAAACACCUACGCGAGUGCGCAAGAAAUGCUACUUAUACGUCUGCUACUAUUCAGAAUGACAUAAUAGAGAUAACAAUGGAGUAUUUGAGGAACCAAAUUAAUUGUGAAAUUCCAGAGUAUGUACCUUUCUUCACGAUUCUCGCCGAUGAAACAACUGACGUUUCGAAUACUGAACAGCUUUGCAUAUCAAUUCGAUUUGUCGAUGAAACUUGUAGUAUACAUGAAGAAUUUCUUGCAUUUGAAAGUUUGGCACGGACGACAGGUGAAGCUGUGGCCACAUCAAUCCUCGAGGCGCUCCAAACCUGGUCAUUAGAUGUGAAAUUUUGCAGAGGACAGGGAUAUGAUGGAGCAUCUAGUAUGUCCUCGGCUGCAAGAGGGUGGUCUGGCUCUCCACGCUGGGUGAAGAGGCAUGAGGCGUUCGAGGUAUUUAACAGCCUUUUCAGAGCAAUUGUCAAGACAUUAGAAGUAAUGGCAAAUAAGCGUGUUUACCUUGACGAGUACGGAUCCUGGAAAUGGGACCAGGAAACGCGCAUAAAGGCGAGCGGUUUUCUGGCAGCCGUAACUCAGUUCCAGUUCAUAGUAACGAUGAUCACAGUGAUGAGAUGUUUGUCUGUUCUGAAAUCACUAAGCAUACAACUGCAGAAACGCGACAGUGACAUUUAUAAGGCUUACAUCCAAGUUAUCACUGUGAAAUCAGAUCUGAAAGCUAUCAGAGCGCAGAUCGAGGUUCGCUUAAAUCGGUGGUACGAAGCAAGCGUUUAA
This is a messenger RNA of Stylophora pistillata, 996 nucleotides long. Its product is annotated as 52 kDa repressor of the inhibitor of the protein kinase-like. The record is from RefSeq and is a predicted model, not a curated record. Lineage: Eukaryota; Metazoa; Cnidaria; Anthozoa; Scleractinia; Pocilloporidae.